AUGACAUUAACUAUUCGCGCAACAAGUUAUUUUUCGAAUAUUUACGAGAUAUUUUCAGAGAAUUCGAACUGGGUUCUCUUUUCUCUCGUAGCACUAUCGUUGCUCCGGUCCGGAAUCAAGGUUGCAAAAACUGGAAAAGCUUCGGUGAAGGAUGCUCUGGAUGAUUCGUCGGCAAUUAGUUCAAACUUACAAUCAGUGAACCUGUAUAUUGGACAUGGAAACAAGAUUCCGGACGAGGAUACCACAUUUGCACAAAGCCUUUUAGCAAGAUUUUAA
Cylicocyclus nassatus is the source of this 276-nucleotide messenger RNA. The record is from the annotation of a GenBank genome assembly. NCBI's taxonomy places the organism in Eukaryota, Metazoa, Nematoda, Chromadorea, Rhabditida, Strongylidae.